Molecule: messenger RNA, 471 nt
Organism: Fusarium keratoplasticum
Lineage: Eukaryota; Fungi; Ascomycota; Sordariomycetes; Hypocreales; Nectriaceae
Product: Type 1 phosphatases regulator
Exons: 2
Coding region: 1-471 (156 amino acids)
Cellular component (GO): nucleus
Molecular function (GO): protein serine/threonine phosphatase inhibitor activity; protein phosphatase 1 binding
Source: RefSeq, a predicted model, not a curated record
AUGUCACAACGACAGCAGCAGCAGAGCAAUGCGCCGGCUCCUGCGCAGACGCAGACCGAGACCCCCAAAGAGCCCGAGACUGGCGAGCCGGCGCCGCGGAUCCUGAGACUUCGAGGCGCACAUUCUUCCAAUGGGCGUUCGGUGCAGUGGGCAGAGGACGUUGUAGACAACGAGGGUCUCGGGAGGAAGAGCUCCAAGGUGUGCUGCAUCUACCACAAACCCAAGCCCGUCGACGAAUCCAGCGACGAAUCCUCCUCCGACUCGUCGUCCGACUCAGACUCGGACUCGGAGCCCGAAGGCGCGCGACCGGCGGGCGGCAAGCGUCAGAGCUGCGGACACGGGCACGACCACGGACGGCGGGGGCGCAAGAGCGGCGGCAAGGGCAAGGAGAAGAGGGCGCCGAGUCCCAACGCGUACGAAAAGGUGCCCAAGCCGAAACCAAAGGAUGGACCCGAUGGCACGUCGUCAUAG